AUGGGUAUCGACGCAGGGUCUCCUUGUCGGCAGCAGCAGCAGCAGCAGCAGCAGCAACAGCAGCAGCAGCAGCAACAGCAGCAGCAGCAGCAACAACAACUGCAGCAGCAGAAACAUGCAAUCGGCUUGAUGCCUGCAGCAAACUCGAAGCUCUUGCUGCUGCUGCUGCUGCUGCUGCUGCUGCUGGUUCAGCCCGUCGCCGUUGCUUCUGUCUGGAUUCCUGCAGCAGCAGCAGCAGCAGCACCAGCAGCAGCAGCAACAACACCAGCAGCAGCAGCGACAACACCAGCAGCAGCAGCAACGGCAAGAGCAGCAGCAGCAGCAGCAGCAGCAGCAACAGGUAGUUUCAAGCCAGCGCUGCAACGCUGGGUUUCCUUCACCAGACAGCAGCAGCAGCAGCAGCAGCAACAGCAGCAGCAGCAGCAGCAGCAGCAAACAGUUGCUGCCUUCCUAGUCUGCGGCAGCAGCAGCAGCAGCAGCAGCAGCAACAGAGGGAGAAGCUCGCUGCUUCGCAGCAGCAGCAGCAGCAGCAGCAGCAGCAUCAGCGAGCGCAUAACCUACAGCAGCAGCAGCAAGGGCAGCAGCAGCAUAGAGGGAGAAGCUCGCUGCUUCGCAGCAGCAGCAGCAGCAGCAGCAGCAGCAUCAGCGAGCGCAUAA
Eimeria mitis is the source of this 657-nucleotide messenger RNA. RefSeq lists its product as uncharacterized. The record is from RefSeq and is a predicted model, not a curated record. The transcript has 2 exons. Lineage: Eukaryota; Apicomplexa; Conoidasida; Eucoccidiorida; Eimeriidae. The coding region runs from base 1 to 657 and encodes 218 amino acids.